GGCGCUGGACCCCCCUACGUCAUGCUGGUUCCUAAAUCUAUAUAUUAGUGUGGUGUCCUGAGAACUAAUACAGAACCACUUGGCUAAACCUGGUGUUCUUGUCGUUAGGGUUUUUAUUUCAAAGAAGGGAAGAUUCAUUUACUGUUGAGUUUUUGGACUUGUUUGAUUUCUUAUUUUGGACAAAGAGAAGCAUACAUGACAAGAUGGUAGAAUUUGCUGAAGUUGAGAACCUUGAAUUUAAGUGGGGUAAAAAGAGAGGACUUGGUGGAAAAAAGAAAGAUGUUCGAUUUUAUGAAUCUUUUACAUAUGAUGGUGUGGAAUAUGCUCUCUAUGAUUGUGUAUAUAUGUACAAGGAAGGGGAACUUGAGCCUUAUAUUGGUAAACUUAUAAAGAUAUGGGAGAACGCUGAUAAGACAAAGAGAGUAAAGGUUCUUUGGUUUUUCCGUCCUUGUGAGAUUUCAAAUUUUCUUGGUAAUGAACGGGUACCUGAGAAUGAAUUAUUUCUGGCAUGUGGUGAAGGUGCAGGCCUUGCUAAUGUCAAUCCUCUGGAAGCAAUUUCUGGAAAAUGCAAGGUUGUUUGCAUUUCAAAGGAUGACAGAAAUCCACAACCAUCAGCUGAAGAACUUCAAAUGAGUGACUUUGUCUUUUAUCGGACAUUUCAUGUUAAGCACUGUAAAAUCUUUGAUACGAUUGAUGAAAUGAUUGCUGGGAUUGAAGUGAAGUUUAUAUUUAACCGACUGGGUUCUCAAAAAUCUAGUGGUGAUAUGAAACUUGAUUCAGAAAAGAAGCAUGUUGCUGUAGCUAGUGAAGAGGUAGUGAUUUCAGCUGAGCAAAGAAUGCAUGAGGAACAUGCAACUGAAGAAACAAAGGGAAAGCCAACUUCUUGUGUAGAUUUAGAGCCAGGUGAAAGGGGUAAAAUGAAAAUAAAAGAAGAUGCAUCAUUGUCGAAUACUUCACUGGAUAAACAAAGAUCUUUGCUUGGAAAAAAGUCUGUCUCCUCUGUACACAUAGAUUGCAGUGAAGCGGCAAGUGCUACAAACAAGGUGGAAAAGGUUGUGUCUGGAGUUGGUGUACAAACAGGCAAAAUGUCUAGAGCUGAUGAGGCACGAGCAAGUGACAAGACCAGUACAAAAUUUGAAAAGAAGGAGACUAAAAGUGGUAGGGUUAGUGAUAUUGAAUUUAAAGAAAAAGUAAAUUCUACUAAGGAUCCUAGUGAUUUGGAUAAUAGGCCAUCGAAAAAAAUGAAGCUAGACAGUUCUGUUAAAAUAUUUGAUGAUAAGUACAAGAAUGGUGCACAUAAGUUACGCGUUGAUUUUGAUGGGACUGAUGCAAAGGAUACAGUAUCUGCUACCACCAAUGAAGAUAAAUCUAAGUUUAAACUUGCAACAGCAAAGGAUUCUCAUGAGAUAGAAAAGGAUCCUUCCAAGAAACGAAAAGGUGAUGCAAAGCUUCUAAAACCUACUAAUGACAAUUUGCCUAAAGCAUCUUCAAUGCAAAUGGUAGGAAAUGAAAGAGAUAACCAAGCAUGGGAGGUUACCCGACGACCAAAUCUGGAUAGGAACAAAUGGUUUAGGGAACUUCCAUGGGAAGAAAAAAUGCGGCGUGCACAUGAUCAAGGAACACUUGUCUUGCUUGGGAAUUUGGACCCAUCUUACACAUCAUCAGAAGUUGAGGACAUAAUUUGGCAUGCCUUCAAGGAAAAUUGCUCAGCAAAAAUGCUUCCCAGGUUUCUUUUUUCUUCACCACACUCAGGUCAAGCUUAUGUUAUAUUCAAAACGAGAGAGGCGACAGAGAUGGUUGUUUCAAAAUUAGAUGAGCAAUGCUUGUUGCUAUCAAAUGGGAGGCCUCUUUUGGGCUGCUUUCGAACUCCUUGCUUUACAGGAAAGCAGUCAACAUUCUUUGGCCAUCUUGUUAUUGAUAAACUUAAACUCCAGAUGCAACGGGAUAUGAGAGAAGCUGUGGCCACUUCACAUUGUUCUCAGCCUAAUACACUGGAAUAUGAUAUGGCCUUGGAGUGGUCCUUGCUGCAAGAAAGAUCAGACUCUGCUUGGGGAAAGUUGCAUGAGCAACAAGGUUGGGAGCUGAGAAAACUCAAGGCUAAGUUCAAGCCUAAAUGACCCAUGUGCUUUUACAUUUCCUCGAUUUGUAGCUCAUCUUUGGUGAAUUGAAGUGAAUUAGAGUAAAAGCCUUUUUCCUACUUCUGAAGCACACAACUGAGGUGAUAGUUUUUCUGCUCAUGGGUUAAAGCCAUCUGAUUAUUAUACUGAAGUGGAUGAAACAGAGACAUUGCCAUUACAGAGCUCGUAAACCACUCAAAUUUUUUACCAUGCAUGUGUACAAUAUGGGGAUGGGCUUCAAGGGUAAAGUGGGACAUGUAAAUGAUUUGUGUUAGAUUGAUUUUGUAAAUAUGACCAUCAUUUUUAGGAACGGAUUGCUUUAUCAUCCAUGGCCAUUAAAGCUAGUUUUGAGUACUUAAUUAGAUAUAUAGAUGACGUAUCAUCAUGUGAUUGGGUAUUA
This is a messenger RNA of Mangifera indica (mango), 2517 nucleotides long. RefSeq names its product protein ANTI-SILENCING 1. The record is from RefSeq and is a predicted model, not a curated record. The transcript is spliced from 14 exons. The coding region runs from base 204 to 2117 and encodes 637 amino acids. Lineage: Eukaryota; Viridiplantae; Streptophyta; Magnoliopsida; Sapindales; Anacardiaceae. Gene Ontology annotation, molecular function: RNA binding; chromatin binding.